AUGAGCGUUGGCAACAUUCUUGGUGGAGCUCGCGGCGUCACCCUAAGUCGACUGGCAUUCCUCUUUCUUCUCCUCGUCGCCGCGUUUCUUUGGCGCGAUACAUGGUUUCCCAGCGCCGAGACCGCAUAUCACAAUGCCAGGAAAGGACAAUACCCGUUUACGACACAUCAAGAUGAAGGACCAGAAAGCAAUCCAGGAGACGUCUCCAACACUCCACCUAGCUCAGUCGCUCCCGCGCAGCCCGCAGUCCCUCAACCACUCCACGUCUCCGAACCGUCUCCAUGGGACCCAAGCGAGCCCGCAUCUACGAACGAGACAUGCAAGCAUCUUCCGGGCGCAGAUAAGGUACUGGUGAUGCUCAAGACUGGUGCAACAGAGCUCUACCAGAAACUCCCCACCCACUUUGUCACCACCUUCAAAUGCAUACCCAAUUACAUGAUCUUCAGCGAUCUCGAACAACAGUUUGGCGAGGCGCACCUCUACGAUGCGAUCGCACCCGUCAGCAAGAGGAUGCAGGAAGAGCAUGAGGAUUUCAAGCUGUACAGAGAGAUUCAGAGAUGGCAGGCAGAAGGUCAAGACAUGAGCAAGCUCAAAGGAGACUCCGGGUGGAAUCUGGACAAGUGGAAGUUCAUGCCCAUGCUCCACAUGGCGAUUGGAGAGGCUUCGGACGAUAUCGAGUGGUUCGUGAUGAUGGAGGCCGACACUAGCAUCUCAUGGCUGAACCUCUUACUCUGGCUGAAGACAAUGGACCCGAGGGAGCCAUACUAUCUUGGCGCACAGAAUGUGCUCGGGGACACUACUUUCGCGCAUGGAGGCAGCGGCAUCGUCAUGUCUCGCAAAGCUGCUGACACAUUGCAGGCCGCUCGCAAGAGUAACGGCGAGGCGGUAUACGACGAGGCCUGGGAAGAUGUCACAAGGACCUCUUGCUGCGGCGAUGAGAUCGUUGCUCGCGCCUUCCUUGCGGUCGACAUCCCCCUCACCCCUGCGUGGCCUCUGAUCCAGGGCGAGAAGAUUAGCACGGUCGAUUACACGGACAAUCACUGGUGCACGCCGGCCGUGACCUUUCACCACGUCACGCCAAUCGAAGUCGACUCGCACUGGCAGUUUGAGAAGCAGUGGACGGACGAGCAUGGCUGGGAGAAGCCGUACCUGUAUCGCGACAUCUUUGCCCAUUUCAUCGGGGACCAUAUAUCGGUCAACAGAACGAGUUGGAACAAUCUUUCCAAUGACAAGAAACUGGUCGGGGAGGAUUUGGCCACAGAAGAUGACGAGGAUUUCAACAGUCUUGAGAGAUUCGAACAGGAUGCGACAAAGAGUGAAGAAGCAUGUGCGAGUGCCUGCGAGAGGUACGGCGAUCAGUGCAUUCAGUGGAUGUUCACUCCGGGACGGUGUCACCUGGGCCGAGACAUCAGGUUAGGGGAGAGUGAUGCGAGAGAGGAUGAACAUUGGAGCUGUGGCUGGAUGCAAGAGCGUGUGGCGGCGUUUCAAACAGCAUUGAAAGGCUGUAAAGUUCGAUGGGCUGGUUGA
Molecule: messenger RNA, 1527 nt
Organism: Lecanosticta acicola
Lineage: Eukaryota; Fungi; Ascomycota; Dothideomycetes; Mycosphaerellales; Mycosphaerellaceae
Source: the annotation of a GenBank genome assembly